Theobroma cacao (cacao) is the source of this 1710-nucleotide messenger RNA. RefSeq names its product epoxide hydrolase 2-like. Lineage: Eukaryota; Viridiplantae; Streptophyta; Magnoliopsida; Malvales; Malvaceae. The record is from RefSeq and is a predicted model, not a curated record. Gene Ontology annotation, molecular function: catalytic activity.
CUCGAAUACUGGUUUAAUCAGUGAUUGAGAACCCUAGAUGCUGUUCUUCUCCCGUACCCCUUGGUACUGUUAGAUUAUAACUCGAAUACUGGUUUAAUAAGUGAUUGAGAACCCUAGAUACUGUUCUUCUCCCUUGCCCCUUGGUACUGUUCUUCUUCCUUGCCCCUUGUUUCUCUAACUUAACCUGAGACUUUGAUCCUAGGCAAUUCAAGACCAUGGCCAGCUGGUCUGUAGUCUGCACAGAAAGCACUCUCUCCUGGUUUCGAAGCAACUUUUUUUGUAUUUUAUCAACUAUCAUCGGACUCUAGUCUUGAACCAUAUGACGGAAAUCAUCUUUAAGAGACCAUGAUUCCCCUCUCAGCCUAGAUAUCUGAAUUCUCGGCUUGCUUAACCAGUAAGUAUGGAUAUGCGCACUUGGACCACUAGGGAAACCGUGAAACGGGUCUCUUGCAAAAACCAACCUAACCCGAACUCAGUGCCUGCGCGAACCGUUGGGCCAUUGAGUGACUAGCCACCUUCGACCUUCCUAAAAGAAUUUCUCUAGCCUCAUUUGGUUAGAAAUUGAUAGUCAACUCUCUCUCUCUCUCUCGCACAAUGGAUCAAAUACAGCACAAGCACAUUGAUGUAAGAGGAGUGAACCUUCACGUUGCUGAGAUUGGAACAGGUUCUUCAGUGGUUGUAUUUCUACAUGGUUUUCCAGAGAUAUGGUAUUCAUGGAGACAUCAAAUGAUUGCAAUCGCUGGUGCUGGUUACCGUGCAAUUGCACCUGAUUUGAGGGGAUAUGGACUAUCUGGAAACCACCCAGAACCAGAGAAAGCAUCCUUCAACGAUUUCGUCGAUGACACCAUAGCCAUUCUUGAUUCUUUCCACAUCGACAAGGCUUUCCUUAUCGGCAAAGACUUUGGGUCGUGGCCUGUUUAUCUGCUCUCCCUUUUCCAUCCAACAAGGGUUAUUGGAGUUGUGUCGUUGGGCGUGCCUUUCUUUGUUCCUCGGCCUCAAAAGUUCCGGGACCUUCCUGAAGGUUUCUACAUUUCCAGGUGGAAGGAGCCUGGAAGAGCUGAGGCUGACUUUAGCCGUUUUGAUGUAAAAACCGUCUGGCGAAACAUCUAUAUCCUCUUCUCAAGAAGUGAAAUUCCUAUAGCUGAGACAGGCAAGGAGAUUAUGGAUUUGGUUGAUCCAUCUAACCCCUUUCCACCAUGGUUAACCAAUGAAGAUUUAACAACGUAUGCUAAAGCAUAUGAAAAAUCUGGGUUUAGUUCCCCAAUGCAAGUCCCUUACACGAGACUGCCUGAAGAGUUCACCAUCGAAAACCCAAAAGUGGAGGUUCCGGUGCUUCUAAUCGUGGGUGGAAAGGACUAUUUCCUCAAAUUCCCCGGGAUUGAAGACUACAUAACAAGCGAAAAAGUAAGAGACUAUGUAGCUGAAUUAGAGAUAGAGUUCUUGCCAGAAGGAACACAUUUCAUGCAAGAGCAGUUCCCAGACAAGGUGAAUCAGCUUAUUGUCAACUUCCUUGACAAAGCAUGUUCCAUCAAGUAACUAAAGUCGAGCCCUUAUCCAAAAGAUCGUUGGGCAUACUUUCACAAACCAAAUUAUCAACUGUACUCUUAAGGAAGUGUGCUUAUGCAUGUCUUGUAUUACAUUUUUGCAUAUUUAAGCCAAGAGAUCAGGGCUUGACAUUGCAAAAGAUUAUCAAGGUUGCGUUUCACUUGA